Messenger RNA from Lactuca saligna, 429 nucleotides. The record is from the annotation of a GenBank genome assembly. Lineage: Eukaryota; Viridiplantae; Streptophyta; Magnoliopsida; Asterales; Asteraceae.
AUGGCUCUCCUUGUUAGCAUGAUUUCUUCUCAUGGUGUUAUUCCGACUUCUGAGUAUCUUGAGACUCUCCAGAAGAAGUACGACUUUCAACUAGAGGAUAUAGUACUUCUACCCUUGGACGGCGCCACCUUUCUGGAACCUCCUUUGGUAAAAAUUGGUGUCUACGUCAAUACCUUAGAUGUUCGCUAUCAACUUCUGAAUACUGGUUUUCUCAACAAGCUGCUUCGCAAAAAUGAGGUCAAAGUUUAUGACCUUACUCCUAAUGUUGUUAACAAGGUCGUUGCUUUUGAGAUGUGUGUCGAUCUCGAGGUUUUCUUCAAAGUCUCCUGGUGGUUAAGGAAUUUUUUUGUUUUUCUACCGUUGGUGAAAAAAUUACUUUCUAGACCCGGAAGCAGCCAUAAGAACUGGAAAAUCAUUUGUUCUGGGUAG